UUUUAUUUUCAACCUAAAACCUCACACGCAAGCUCACUUUUCACCACCGUCAAACGCCGGCCCACCUCCGACGGCGGCUGCUUUUACCGGUGAACCGUUUUCAUACCUAAGCGAAAUCCCAGAGUUUCUUCUUCCGUUAUCCCGAAUAUGUCCUCUCGAAGCUUCCUAUGGAGUCUAGCUAAAAGGUAUUUCACCGCCGGUCUGAUUGGCCUCACAAUUUCCGAUCGGUACGCAAGCUUCAUGGCCGUUCGCGGCUCAUCAAUGUCUCCCACUCUGAAUCCCCAUGCCGGAGACUCGACGGGAUUCGUGCUCGAUGACUAUGUAUUGGUUGAGAAAUUAUGCCUUGAGAAGUACAAGUUCUCCAGGGGCGACGUCGUAGUUUUUCGAUCCCCAAUUAAUUAUAAGGAGAAAAACGUGAAGAGAAUUGCUGCCUUACCCGGUGAUUGGAUCUAUCUCUCCUCACAAGACACUGUUAGGGUUCCGGAAGGGCAUUGUUGGGUCGUGGGAGACAAUGCAGCUUCUAGCUUGGACUCGAGAUCACAUGGUCCGAUCCCUUUGGGCCUGAUAUGCGGACGAGUCACCCACAUCGUAUGGCCGCCUCAAAGGUUCGGUGGAGUAAAUAGUAAAAUCAGCAUAUUGCCUGAAUUGCAAGUUCAUGCUUCAGAAGAACACACACAUUGAUUUUAUUUUUUUUCAUGGUUGGCUGAAAAAGUUCUAAAUGCUGCAGGCUGCAGCUGGGCACAAUUGUGAAUUCCCUUCUUGAAAUUUUCAUUUUCUUUUUUUCUCGAUUUAUUUUAUAUUAUUUGUCAUAUUCUUUUUUAAUGUUAAAAAGUUUUGAUUUUUGACACUAAGAUUCUUGAUGAUUGUUGCUGUGAGAUGGAUGUGUUAUUUCAUAUAUUAUUUCCAUUUAUAGCCAUAAAUUGAGAAAGUUAUAUAUAUUGUCAAACACGUGCAUUAGUUAUUUACAAAGCAC
This is a messenger RNA of Striga asiatica, 973 nucleotides long. The record is from the annotation of a GenBank genome assembly. Lineage: Eukaryota; Viridiplantae; Streptophyta; Magnoliopsida; Lamiales; Orobanchaceae.